Messenger RNA from Cololabis saira (Pacific saury), 3566 nucleotides. RefSeq names its product MAP7 domain containing 1a (gene map7d1a). The coding region runs from base 321 to 2591 and encodes 756 amino acids. Lineage: Eukaryota; Metazoa; Chordata; Actinopteri; Beloniformes; Belonidae. Gene Ontology annotation, biological process: microtubule cytoskeleton organization. The transcript has 19 exons. The record is from RefSeq and is a predicted model, not a curated record. Gene Ontology annotation, cellular component: microtubule cytoskeleton.
AUCAGCUGUGCGUCGUGGAGGGAGAAACUUCUCCUCCUCUUCAUUUUCCUUCUCCUUUUCUUUUCCUAUACUCCAAACUCCCCCGGACUGACAGCUUUUCCUCUAUCCUCUGAGCAGUCGUGGCCAGAGGAGCCCCCCCCCCUACCCCCGUCAGCAGACUGUUUUAUCUGUGUCUGGUAUAUAUCUGUUUGCUGGUGCGGGAAUUUCCGUCUCCCUCGUUUCGAGCGAGUCUGGGUGAGGAAUGAGAGGACUGCCGGAGAGGAAGAGCACAAACCUUUGAGUGGACAAAAGGACAGAAAGAGAGGGGAACUGCCGCAGAAAUGGAGGAAAACAAUACUCUGCCAGGAGCAACAUCUCCAUCUCCCGAUUUAAAAUCCAGCCCCCUGAGGCCUGAGCCGGAGGGAGAAAGCACCCCCCCGAAGCAAGACCCCCCCCAGAGGAUGGAGUCUCCUGCUAAGAAGGGCGCGGACCGAAUGCUGACUACACCCACAAAAUCUGACGUCAUCUCCCGAGCACCUGGCUCACCGGCAUCACCAGGUCUCAAGUCAAAAAAAGACAUCAUGAAGUCGGAGGAUAGGCAGAAGCUUGCAAAAGAACGCAGGGAAGAAAAGGCCAAAUAUCUUGAAGAGCUCAGCAACUUGCAAGCUGCCAAAAAGAGCCAGUGGCUGGAGAAAGAGGAGAAAGCGCGGCAGCUGAGGGAGCAGCAGCUGGAGGGACGUCGCAGGAAGCUCGAGGAGCAACGGCUUAAGGCAGAAAAACGGCGUGCAGCCUUGGAGGAGAGACAAAAACAAAAGCUGGAGAAGAACAAAGAGCGCUAUGAAGCAGCUAUCCACAGGUCAACUAAGAAGACGUGGGCAGAAAUCCGCCAGCAGAGAUGGUCAUGGGCUGGUGCCCUAAACCAGAACUCCAGCCAGAAAGAGAGCAGAUGCUCUGUUUCAACGGUCAACCUCCCCAAACACGUGGACUCUGUAAUAAACAAGCGGCUCUCCAAGUCCUCAGCCACACUUUGGAACUCCCCCAGCAGAACCCGCAGCCAUGCUCUGAGUGCAUGGGAGAGCAGUAUAGUGGACCGGCUGAUGACGCCCACGCUGUCUUUCCUCGCUCGCAGUCGCAGUGCUGCUAGUGUCCUCGGCAAUGGCAGAGAUGGUCACUCGCCUCUCUGCCCUCGUUCGGCCUCGGCCAGCCCCCUCACCCUGUGCGCCCACCAGCCCCACCACCGCUGCUCCGACCGCUGGAGGGUGACGUCCAGCACACCAGACAUCACGCAGCGCCAACACAGACGCAGCUCCACACCUAUGGAUAAAAAAAGGAAGGAAAAGAAAGACAAAGAACGGGAGAAUGAGAAGGAAAGAAGUGCAAUCACUAAAGAAAAGGUGCUGAAGAAAAGACAAUCUCUGCCCAGUAUGAGACACAGACCUGAUCCAAGCCCCAGUCCUUUAUCGAGACAACGGCCGGCAUCUCCAGCCACACCCAAGGGAAGAACUGCCUCUCCGAGCCCCGCGGCCUCCCCCAAGCCCCCGUCAGCACGUGGGAGCCCAACAACUCCUAAAGCCCGACCCAAACGAGCCAGGACCCCUGCUAGGAUAGACCACCGAACCUCUUCCCCAGCUCGCAUUGGGAAAGUGAAGGAGCCGCGCAGACCUGCCACUCCAGAGGACAGAAAGAGUUCCCCUGCGGCUCCUGGUACUGCAGUAUCCAGUGAUGCGGCCGUGGCCCCCUCGGGCCGGACCGUCUCCCCUGCGCCCUCUCCAUCAGCCAAGCCCAUGGCAGGCACCAACGACCCCGAGGAGGCCGUUCGCAUCCUGGCAGAGAGACGCCGGCAGGCCCGAGAGCAGCGGGAGAGGGAGGAGACGGAGCGACGCGAACAGGAGGAGAAAGAGAGGAUUCUGAGAGUGGAGCGAGUUGCAAAGGAGGCAGAAGAGAGGCGACUCAGGGAGGAGGAGGCCCGGGCCAUGGCCGAAGAGCAGCAGAAGAGGGAUGAAGAGCAGCGGCUCAAAGAUGAGAAGGAGGCCGAGGAACGAGCCAAAGCUGAGCAGGAGGAGAAUCUACGCCUGCAGAAACAGAAAGAAGAAGCUGAGGCGAAGGCCCGGGAGGAGGCGGAGAAGCAGCGCCUGGAGAGGGAGAAGCACUUCCAGAAGGAGGAGCAGGAGAGACUGGAGAGGAAAAGGCGGCUGGAUGAGAUCAUGAAGAGGACACGCAAGACUGAUGGAGGUGACAAGAAAGAGACCAAGCCACCUGCAGUCACAAACGACAACGACAAGCAAGCCGAAAGCAGCAAAGUGUCUACUGAUUAUCAACCGAAACCAGUGGUCAAUAACAAGACAGAAAAUGGAGAGACCAAUGUCACAGAAAGCAGCCUCUCUGUAGUUAAUGGGAUCCAGCCUACUCGACUGGAAAAUGGUCUCUCCACUAAAGAAGACGCUGACCACUUUAAAGACAUCAUCCACCUGACCAAUCAUGGCAACACUACUAACGGCGCCCGGGAGAAGUCGGAGACCAGCACGGAGCCCAUCCUGUCGUUUGAAAGUGAGGAGUCGUUCAUGAAAAAAGCCACUCCCAUCAAGCCUCAGCAUGUUGCAGAGGUCCUGUGACAUAUUCCAGCGUUCAAAUACUCAUCGCCUUAGACGUUUCCUAGCUCUGCCAGCCUCUGCAUGGCUAGCUUUGUGAUCUGUGCCAAUCAACCACCUUCUUCUACGCUCCCAAAAGUAAACGUACCUCCCCGAAGACGAUGUGGGCAGCAGAAGAUGAUAAGAGCGCAUCAGGGCACAAAACGGGACAAAGUGUUGCUGCAUACGGCGCAGGUGCAUCAGUGUCAUUUGGAAAGCUGUUUGUCGCACCAGUUAAAUGCACCAUGGUAUCACCCACCAGUAUCAUCCUUUUGUACAUAACUGCACAGCUCAGUAAUUAUUUUUUGCUGGAGAAUAAAGUGGUCCAUUUGUAGUUUAGUUAUUUAACUAAAAGAGAAAUCUAAAAGACUGGGUACUUCUUUGUGAAUACUGUAAAUGAGCUUGUUGUGUCGGACAGGGAAGGAACCAGUUUGUGAAUCUUGAGUUUUAUGAAAGGGAGUUAUUUUCUGCUUCUCUGCCAAGAGCAGAUCUUCUAAUUGAGACCCAGGUAUGAUACAUACCGGUUUGUAUAAAGCUGCCUGUGACAGUUUUGUAAAGUUAAACUGAGAAAUUGUAAGAUUUUGAAAUGUGAGUUAACAGGGAACGGCUUCUCCGCUGUGUGUAAACUUGUCAUCUGUUCCUACAUGAUCCUCCUCUGAUUGAUUGUAUGCAGAAUUGGAUGUAAAGAGUUUUAUCAUUUCAAUGAUGCAAACCCAGAAAUCACCUGCAGAAAGACAAGGAUUUACUCUUAUUGACCGUUGUUUUUCCCCCUCACACGUGCAAGCAUGGCUCAGUUUUCCAUCAUAUCCGUUGAAAUUCCUCGGGCUCGUAGGUGUUUUGAAAUGCUGCUGCUGUGUGUGUGAGUGUGUGUAUGUGUGUAUAUGCUAUAAAUAUAUUUUGAUGUGCAUUGUAAGGUCAAUGGGAGUAUUCAACGUCUUAUUAAAGACGAGCGAUCCAGUC